Molecule: messenger RNA, 3251 nt
Organism: Sarcophilus harrisii (Tasmanian devil)
Lineage: Eukaryota; Metazoa; Chordata; Mammalia; Dasyuromorphia; Dasyuridae
Gene: ALX3
Product: ALX homeobox 3
Exons: 4
Coding region: 1905-2915 (336 amino acids)
Biological process (GO): regulation of transcription by RNA polymerase II
Molecular function (GO): RNA polymerase II transcription regulatory region sequence-specific DNA binding; DNA-binding transcription factor activity, RNA polymerase II-specific
Source: RefSeq, a predicted model, not a curated record
AUGACCCCCACCCCCAAUCUGAUACUAAAGCUUUCCUUGUGUUCAUUAUCUCCAAUUCAUUCUAUUGUGUUUUUGUACAUCAUUGUAUGUUUCAGAUUGUCUUCUCCAUUCUGUGAGCUUCUUGUAAGCAAGGACAAGGACUAUCUUUUGCUUUUCAUUGUCUCCCUGAACUUAGUACAUAGUAUGUAUUUAAUAAAUGCUAAUUGACUAACUGUCUGACUGUCAAGUAAGCCUCAGCUCCAAGUGUUAGGGUGGGUCUGCUGUCCUGUGAUUAGGGGCUCUAAAAGUGAUAAUUCCUCUAACCUACUGUUUAAACCAAUAAGGCUUCAAAGAAGCCAUGGUAUGUUUAAUAAUAGCUUAAUGACCGAGAUUGGGGCUAGAAACUUCUGGUUCCUAUUUGGCCUUGAUGUACAUCCUGGCUGAGGGUGGAGGGAGAGGGGUGUUCACACUAGGACAAAAUUUGACUUUCUUUAAGAAAUGAGAAUCAAACUGAAACAAUUCCUGCCGUUUCCCCAUCACUUUCCUUUAGUUUCUGGUGGCCUUGAAACUAGAAUAUUUCAUUCUAAACCAGCUUUCAGGAAGGGGGUUGAAGCAAUAAAGUCAUUGCUUCCCCAGAAGAUUUAUGCCCAGUUGCCCUGGUUAUCCAUAACUUUUCAUUUUUUAAUUUCUGAAGAAUCAAAACCACUACCUGCUUUUCCCACUUAAUUCUUGCAGUGAAGACAGCACUCCGGGUAGGAUCUUGCUUUGUUACAAUUAGAUCACAUUUACCCUGAACACUUCCAAAAGGAGAGGGAGAUGCAGACAGGUCUCAGCAUUCGGCAAGGGCCUCUUCUUUAGGGAUAGGCAAAAAUUCCAGACCUUGUGGGCCCCGGAGUGAGUGAUUUUGCUCCCCUAACGAAGAAAUCGCUAAGCUCGCUCUCUCCACCUGUUCCAAGGCAAAUGGGAAAAACUGGGAUUCUCUGAACCCCGAUCCAGGGCUCUUUCCACAGCCUCAGCUCCCAUCAUAUGUAGUCUAGAAGAGGAGGUAGUCCCAGAAUACCCCCAGCUCUCCUUCCACAGGGAAGCAAAGGAUCUCAAAGUACAGGAGACCUUUGCGAAAAGGCUGGGAUACGGAGGCUUGCUUCCCUUAACUAACCCUAUCAGGGAUGCAGGAGAAAGCAAAUGAUGAGAGAGACACGUCUUGCCCUCGCACAGUCGCUCACUUGCCUAGAACUCUGUGUGAUUGUGUAAGUGAGGAACCGAUUGGACUCUUCAGUUUUCCUGCGUCUGGUGUCCUAGAGCUCCUUAGAUCCCGAGGUCAGCUCUUGGGGAAGAUGCGGCUUGUAGCAAGCAGUCAGCAAAGUUCUCCCGUGGUGCCCUGGGCUCGGCUGGAAGGCUGUCUUGCCACCGGCGCUGGACAACUAGGCAGAGGAUGGGGGCGGGGAUGGGGCAGGAGGAAAAAGGACCCUCCCGGACCAAGCUUACACUCUAUACUUCCCGCCCCACCUUCUGUACACAGCUCCCGGGUCCACUUAGGACCUGGGUAAAGAUCUUGCGGUCCUUCUCACUCUCCGCCCAUAAACUGAGCUUACCUCGGAAAAUCGGGCGCAGGGUAGCCAGGGCAGGAUGUGUCCGGCCUCAGAGGGGUUAAUCCCCGCGCGGGGCACAGCCACACGUGACGUGGAUAGUUAGUGGAUUAAGUCAGGAGAAACACUACCCCCUCCCCUCCGUCCCCCGCCCCCCCCUCCCCCCCGCGGCGCGCGCCGCUCUCGGGGUCUCCGGGGCCCAGUUCCCAGGUCCCUCCCCCCUUGGCGCGCACAACUCGCUAGGGCAGCGCGAGCCCCAGAGCCGGCCGGCCUGGCAGCCCGUCCCCGCGUAAGUGCACAGGCUCCCCGGCCCCAGGCCCGGGCCCCCAGGAGGCCUGCAUGGAGCCCGAGCGCUGCCUGCCUUAUGGAGCGGGUCCCGGAGCUUACCCAGCGGGGGCCGACAAACCCCCAGGACCCCCGCCUCACCUGCACCCAGCUCCACUGCCCGGGCCCCGAAUUGCUCGCUACGCGACGACCUGCGGAACCCUGGAGCCCUAUUCCCCGGAGGCGGCCAAGCCCCCCGCCAAGUACCUGCAGGAACCCGGGACUGGGCCGACCCUCAACGGCAGGCGCUUUUACGAGGCCCCUGCGGAAGUGGAAGAGAAGGUCUCCAAAGUCACCAGCUUCCCCCCACUGCCUCUAGACUGUCCAGGGGGCCCCUUGGAGGGACCUCCAGAGCUAAGAGGUUCCCCAGCACCCUGCCUGGCCAGGCUUCGGGGACCUCUGAGUCCCCAGCUCACUGACUCAAUGGAACUACCCAAGAGCAAAAACAAAAAACGGAGGAACCGAACCACGUUCAGCACCUUCCAGCUGGAAGAGCUGGAGAAGGUUUUCCAGAAGACCCAUUACCCUGAUGUGUAUGCAAGAGAACAGCUGGCCCUCAGGACCGACCUGACUGAGGCCCGGGUACAGGUCUGGUUCCAGAACCGAAGAGCUAAAUGGAGGAAACGGGAGAGAUAUGGGAAGAUCCAGGAGGUGAGGAACCCCUUCACAGCCACCUAUGACAUUUCAGUGCUACCCCGGACAGACAGCUAUCCCCAGCUGCAGAGCAACCUGUGGCCCAGUCCAGGCUCCGGGAGCCCCGGAGGCCCCUGUCUGAUGCCCCCAGAGGGGAUUCCCUCCCCGUGCACGUCACCGUACUCCCAUUCCCACAGCAAUGUGGCUGGUUUUAUGGGCGUGCCAGCUUCCCCAGGACCUCCUCCGGGCAUCUAUUCCAUCCACGGAUUCUCCCCGGCUCUGGGGGGCCACAGCUUUGAGACAGCCCCUGAUGGUGACUACAAGUCUCCCAGCCUGGUCUCACUGAGGAUGAAGCCCAAAGAGCCGCCAACCCUCCUCAACUGGACCACGUGAUUGAGUCACCCCAAUUCUGGACUGCCUCCUCCUGGACUGCCCUAAAGAUCUUCCUCGUCAGAUGCAGCCAGUCCUUAUUCUUAAUCUACCCCCCCCCCAAGUCCCAUAUACAGGAGAGGGAUCAUUUCUGCCUCUAUUAAUUUUUAGACACCAGAGAGGGCACAUCCUCUACCCCUCAUCUGCCACUCUCACCCACCCUACCCCUCACACAGAGGUCCAAAGCAGCUGUGCCCACCCCAAGUCCAGCAAUGGACUGGAAUUGCCUUCCUUCCUUCCUUUCCUUUCCCUCUUAUCCUCCCUUCUUUUUUCUCCUUCCAUUCUUCUUCCUUCAUUCCU